This is a messenger RNA of Arachis duranensis, 3014 nucleotides long. Its product is annotated as G-type lectin S-receptor-like serine/threonine-protein kinase B120. The record is from RefSeq and is a predicted model, not a curated record. Gene Ontology annotation, molecular function: protein serine/threonine kinase activity; ATP binding. The coding region runs from base 326 to 2866 and encodes 846 amino acids. NCBI's taxonomy places the organism in Eukaryota, Viridiplantae, Streptophyta, Magnoliopsida, Fabales, Fabaceae. The transcript has 7 exons. Gene Ontology annotation, biological process: recognition of pollen; protein phosphorylation.
UUCUUCCAUUUUCAACUUUGUUCUGAUGUUUUCCAAUCUUUGCACGGCGUCUUCACCAACCGUAACAACAACACUACCGCCAUCACAGUUUCCUCCCACGCUCUCUUUACCCCUAAAACCGUGUUUCCUUCGGAAUCCACAUGCCUCAGAAACCUUCUCAUUUACAAUACUCUGUUUCUCCCUGUUUUUUCAUAAUUUGAGCCGACACUCUUGAAACUUGAACCUCCUCCUCUUCGCAUUCUCCAUUUAUUAUUUAUUAUUAAUCAUUUCCUUUCAUUCUUCUCAAUUCCCAUUUUUUUUUUCCUUUGAAUUCUGGACCGCUUUUAUGGCUACUGUGUUUUACCAACACGUGUCUAUUCUGUUCUUGCUCUGUUUCUUCUUCUUCCUCUGUUUCUGUGCUAUGUUUUCUGCUGCAGCUGCCAGGUCCAGCAUCACAACCGCUCAGUUCAUUAGGAACCGUGACAAUCUCAUCUCAGAUGGAAACAACUUCGAAAUGGGUUUCUUCACUUACGAUAAUUAUAACAACACUUACGUUGGGAUUUGGUACUACACCAUUCCUCAACCAUACGUCAUAUGGGUCGCUAACAGAGACUACCCCGUCAAAGGCGAUGGUGGCGCUAUAACUAUCCAACAAGAUGGAAACUUGGUUAUCUUCGAUGGACAAAAGCGCAAAGUAUGGUCAAGUAAUGUCACAAUUUCUGCGAAUAACAAGACCACUGAAGCUGUUCUUGGUGAUGAUGGAAACCUCGUACUUACACUCACAGAUUCUAGGAAAAAGGUAUGGCAGAGCUUUGAGGAUCCAAGCGAUACGUAUUUACCGGGUAUGAAGGUUCCAGCGAAUCCUUCAAAGGGGAAGAACAACUUUGUCUUCACUUCAUGGAAAUCAGCCAAGGACCCUUCACCUGGGAAAUACACAAUGGGGGUUGAUCCUGAGAGUUUGCCUCAGAUUGUGGUUUGGGAAGCAGGGGAAAGAAGGUGGAGGAGUGGUUACUGGAAUGGAGGAGUCUUCACUGGUGUGGACAUGACAGGAAGCGUGCUCAACGGUUUCACUAUUAACAAAGGCGAUAAAAGCUCUUACUUUUCUUAUAGCGUGCCCAAUGGUAGUGAUAAGGUAAGGUUUCAGAUAACUUGGGAUGGGUAUGAGAAAGACUUGAAGUGGGAUCCAUCUCAGAAACAAUGGAACGAGACACAGAAAGGGCCUUCUAAUGAUUGUGAGGUUUACAACAAGUGUGGUAGUUUCUCAGCUUGUGAUAUUAGUUCAGGUUCACCUGUUUGUAAGUGCUUAAGAGGGUUUCAACAAAGAGGUGGUGUUGGUGGUGGGUGUAAGAGGGUGACACCACUCAAAGCUGAAAAGACAACCUCUCAGGUCGGUGUCAAAGAAGAUGGAUUCAAGAGGCAUCGCUGCUUGAGGCUGCCGGAUUUUGCACAGCAAGGAAACCCGGUUGGCGCCGAGAACUGCGAGAGCUUUUGCUUGCAGAAUAGUUCUUGCACUGCUUAUGCUGAAGUUAGUGGGAUUGGGUGCAUGGUUUGGUAUGGGGAGUUGGUUGAUCUUCAAGAUUUUAGAGGAAAUGUAGGAGAAACACUUUUCAUUCGUUUAGCUGCUUCUGAUUUAGAAGAUGGAGGGAAAAAGAACAAGGUUGUGAUAGUAACAGCUAUUAUAGCAGGAUUAAUCUCUAUAGGGAUUUUUGUAUUUAUAGUAUGGAGGUGCAAGGCAAAACUCAAACUCAAAGCUGCAGUUUCGUCCGCUUCAUGUCGCAAGAAUAGUGAUGUAAUACCAAUUUAUGAUGCAAGCAAGAGUAAAGAGAUGUCCACAGAAUUUUCAGCAUCAGCUGAUCUUAGUUUGGAGGGUAAUGAGCUAAGUGGACCAGAACUUCCACUUUUCAAUUUUAAUUGCAUUUCCAUAGCCACAGACAACUUUUCACAAGGAAAUAAGCUUGGGGAAGGGGGUUUCGGUCCUGUUUAUAAGGGAAAGCUUCCAAGUGGAGAACAAAUAGCUGUCAAAAGGCUUUCAAGACAUUCCUGCCAAGGUUUGGAGGAGUUCAAGAAUGAAAUGAUGCUGAUAGCCAAACUACAACACAGAAAUUUGGUUAGACAAAUGGGUUGCUCUAUUCGAGGUGAAGAAAAAUUGCUUGUAUAUGAGUACAUGCCGAACAAAAGCUUGGAUCGCUUUUUAUUUGAUCCGGUCAAGCAAACACAGUUAGACUGGGCAAGACGCUAUGAUAUCAUUGAAGGCAUUGCAAGAGGACUACUUUAUCUACAUCGAGAUUCAAGACUAAGAAUAAUUCAUCGAGAUCUAAAAGCAAGCAAUAUUUUAUUGGACGAAAACAUGAACCCAAAAAUCUCAGACUUCGGGCUGGCCAGGAUAUUUGGUGGAAACCAGAACGAAGGCAAUACAACCAGAGUGGUUGGUACAUAUGGUUAUAUGGCUCCAGAAUAUGCAAUGGAAGGUCUAUUUUCAGUUAAAUCCGAUGUAUAUAGUUUUGGUGUAUUACUUUUAGAGAUUGUGAGUGGUCGGAGGAACACUAGCUUUCGUCACUCGGAUGACACAAGUCUCAUUGGAUAUGCAUGGCAUCUUUGGAAUGAAGGCAGAGCAAUGGAGCUUGUAGACCCUUGCAUACGUGAAUCAAGUCCUAAAGACAAAGCCUUGAGGUGCAUAAACAUAGGAAUGUUGUGUGUGCAAGAUUCAGCAUCUCAUAGACCAAACAUGUCCAAUGUAGUGUUGAUGCUAGAAAGUGAGACAACCACUCUUCCAUUACCUUCACAACCUUUGGUCACUUCCAUGAGGAGAUCUGAGGACAGAGAAUUUCAUAUGGAAGGUCUUGAUGUUUCAAAUGAUUUAACUGUCACAAUGGUGGUUGGAAGAUAGAAUGAAAAUGAAGGAUGAUUGUAUGCUGUUUUUUGUUCUUAUUUUGAAAAUUUGGAAAUAUAUCCUUAAUUAAAUUUGAAGACACUGUAUAUAUCAAAUUUGUAUCUAUCUUGAGACUCCAGUAAAAGAAAAAUAAGAAUAGAGGCUA